AUAAUCCGGGUACCGGUGAUGUCAGAAGGCGGCGAGUGCGCGUGCGCGAGGACGCUAGUAGGUACUAGUGGGUAUAGUGGAGAGCCGGGCGUCAGUCGGUCGCCGGCCGCGCGUUGAGCCGGGCGCGCGUGUGCUACUAAUGGCGCCCCGUGGCGGCCGGUGAGGCGCCGGCCCCGCCGACCGCCUCGGGUCGACGGGCCAGCCAGGCCAGACGGGCGUUCGUCCCAUCAUGUCCUUGCUCAGCGUCACAGUGAAAAAGGCGCGCUAUGUUUCCAUGCAAGGAGUACAACAGUUCAACACUUACGUGACACUCAAACUGCAGAAUGUCAAGUCGACGACGGUGACAGUUAAGGGUCCGACUCCAUGCUGGGAACAAGACUUCCUAUUUGAAAUCAAUGACAUCAACCUGGGUCUCGUAGUGGAGGUGUGGAACAAAGGCGUUAUCUGGGACAAAGCGCUUGGCUACCACUACCUGCCUCUCAGUUCCGUCGCAUACAACGAGUCGGACGGCGGCGGGCGCUGGGUCGAACUAGAGGCGCAGGUGAUGAUGCGCGGUGGCGCUGUCGUCGGCACAGCCGGCCCCACUGGCAAUGCAUUGCUACUUGACUGCAGGUUCGAGCAGCCCUUUGACGCAGAAGGCACGGGCGGCGCGGACUUGCAGCGCAAGUUGGACCUGCUCAACGGCACUCUGGACGCAGAGAGAGCCGAGCAGGCCCGAAGGCAGAUGCAAUAUAUUGCACACUCGGGUUACUCAGAGGACUCGGACUACACGUCAGACCUCAACUACCCAGUGGGCCAGCAUGCCAACUGCAGCGCGUCGCAGUUCCGAAAUGCUGCGCAUCAGAUGCACACACCACAGAGAUCAUUGGAGGUAUCUCGGGAGAACUCGUAUGAGAGAGACGAGUACCAUCUACACGGGGACACCGACCCCCUGUACUACAACAGUCAGCCGCGGACGAAUAGGAUUGAAACAUGGUCACAAUUGCACGCGCAAGCGAGUGUGGAGUCAGCGAUAUCCUGGCGGACCGCGGCUGACUGGCAAUCAGGGGGUAAGACUAACCAAUGUUUUUAUAACCUUAUAACUGCCUUGUUGGUCAAGUGGUUAUGAACGCAAGUGUCGAGUGUAAUUCCUCAAGUUUGACUACUGGGCCGAGGCAAUAACUUUAUUUCAGGUAUCACCCAUAAUAAUUACAUCACAAUCACAACUUAUAUUCAAUAAAUGCUUCAUAACUAACGCUAAACUUUAAAGAAAUAAAAUAAA
Molecule: messenger RNA, 1261 nt
Organism: Trichoplusia ni (cabbage looper)
Lineage: Eukaryota; Metazoa; Arthropoda; Insecta; Lepidoptera; Noctuidae
Product: phorbol ester/diacylglycerol-binding protein unc-13-like
Exons: 9
Coding region: 230-1108 (292 amino acids)
Biological process (GO): synaptic vesicle priming; presynaptic dense core vesicle exocytosis; synaptic transmission, glutamatergic
Cellular component (GO): terminal bouton; plasma membrane; presynaptic membrane
Molecular function (GO): diacylglycerol binding; calmodulin binding; syntaxin-1 binding
Source: RefSeq, a predicted model, not a curated record